Klebsormidium nitens is the source of this 1689-nucleotide messenger RNA. The record is from the annotation of a GenBank genome assembly. Lineage: Eukaryota; Viridiplantae; Streptophyta; Klebsormidiophyceae; Klebsormidiales; Klebsormidiaceae.
CUGGAGUUCCAGGAUCCACCUUCCGGAUUCUGAGCCUAAUGAUUUGGAAGCAGGCGAGACAUAAGAGGAAGAAGCCCGUCUGCAGCGCUUCAAAUUGCGGGCAAAUGCAGGGAGGCUGGAGCGUUGAUCGCCGCUAAUCUGAUCAGGUGUCCAAGUGCUUUCAAUUGCAAUCCCGAAACGAAAGCUUGGGGCAGGGUCGCUGAAGAUCCUUUCAGAAUCUAACGUGCGCGCACUGAUCGAGCUGCCCCUGCGAUCCGGAACAAUGUCACUGCUGAGGCUGACCUCCAAGGUCGGGCGGCAGGUUCUCAAUGCAUUCGAGCAUUCGCAGAGCAGGAGUGUGACGUACAUGCCAAGACCUGGGGAAGGGGCAACCAAAACUGUGACUCUCAUCCCCGGAGAUGGAGUGGGGCCCCUUGUGACUGGGGCCGUUGAGCAGGUCUUUGAUGCAAUGCACGCGCCUGUGGAAUUCGAGAGGGUCGAGGCCUCUGGAUCUAUGAAAACGCUUCCGAAGGAGGUCCUUGAUUCGAUCAAGAAGAACAAGGUUGCUCUGAAGGGAGGACUGAAGACGUCAACGGGGGGAGGUACCAGCUCGCUCAAUGUGCAGCUGCGAAAGGAGCUAGACCUCUAUGCGAAUCUUGUGAAUUGCUUCAACAUUCCGGGGAUCCACACUCGCCACGACAACGUAAAUAUUGCCAUCAUUCGGGAAAACACAGAGGGGGAGUACAGCGGGUUGGAGCAUGAAGUGAUCCCAGGUGUUGUUGAAAGUUUGAAGGUUAUCACGAAGGUCAACUCCACGCGCAUCGCUGAGUAUGCUUUCGAGUAUGCCUUCCUCAACAAUCGGAAAACUGUGACAGCAGUCCACAAGGCCAACAUCAUGAAGCUCGCUGAUGGCCUAUUUCUCGACUCCUGCCGAGCGGUCGCUAAGCAGUACCCGGGUAUCAAGUACAAUGAGAUCAUUGUGGACAACUGCUGCAUGCAGCUGGUCAGCAGGCCGGAGCAGUUUGACGUCAUGGUCACGCCCAAUCUAUACGGGACCCUGGUCGCAAACACGGCGGCUGGUAUCGCAGGCGGCACAGGGGUGAUGCCAGGAGGAAAUGUGGGCAGGGACUACGCCAUCUUCGAGCAAGGCGCGUCAGCUGGAAACGUCGGCAACGAGAAGAUCCUGGCCCAGAAGAGUGCCAACCCCGUUGCGCUCCUGCUCUCUUCGGCCAUGAUGCUUCGCCAUUUGCAAUUCCCUUCCUUUGCCGAUAACUUGGAACAGGCGGUCUUUGGGGUUCUUCAGGAAGAGAAGAUUCUGACGAAGGACUUGGGCGGAAGCUCAACAACGCAAGAGUUCGUUGACGGGGUCAUUGCAAGGUUGGAGUGAUCAGACGGAUCUGUGGGUCCUUACCUGAUACCGAAAAGGCUGCGUAUGACUCUUCCUGCAAACCGAGCGGGCAGCAGUGAUUACCUCUGGAAGGUACUGCUGGACGAUCGUAUACUUGACGCUGUAUAAAGCACCUGCUAGAGAAGUGGAGGGAUGGAGCUUUCAACAUUGUACAGAUUACAGGUCCAACUUCAUGAUUGUAGCUUUCAGGGAGCCUUACUAUUAAUAGCCUAUUCUUAUUGUCUAUGGUGAUCCAUCAUUGCGUUGGAUGUGUAUCGUAAUUUGGACACUGCAAGUGUGUACGUUGCGAACGAGUUCACCCC